GCCUUCCCCUGAGGCUGAUGGGCUGCUCUGCCUGUCCUAGUGACAGGCCCCUGGCACCCAUUCCCCACCUUCCAGAAAGGGUGGAGGGACGCUGGCCCUGGCUCAAGCUGUGCCUUCUUAGAGAGCCUCCGGCUGCCUCAGGAGGCGGGCGCUGCAGCCUGGGUCGCACAGAAGAGCAGUGGCGGCCUUGCCCUGGUCCCUAACUGUCUCUGCCUGCACCUGCGCGAUCCAGAGCGAGCCCCACUACAACCGCAGCAGAGAAGCCAGGAGCCUCAAUGAGCCACGCCUGUGCCAGUGACUGUCAGGCCACCAGCCAAGGAGGUACUGUCCAGAAGGAGAUGACCUCUAGUAAGAAGAGCCCUGUCCUUGUGGAUGGGGUUGUACUCAAUGGACCACAAACCGAUGUGAAAGCAGGAGAAAAAUUUGUUGAAGAAGCCUGUAGGCUAGUGAUGGAAGAGGUGGUUCUGAAAGCUACGGACGUCAGUGAAAAGGUGUGUGAGUGGCAGCCCCCUGAGCAACUGAGGCAGCUCCUUGAUCUGGAGAUGAGAGACACAGGAGAGACACAGGACAAGCUGCUGAAACUCUGCCAAGAUGUCAUCCACUUCAGCGUCAAAACCAACCAUCCAAGAUUUUUCAACCAGUUGUACGCUGGCCUCGACUACUACUCCUUGGCAGCCCGGAUCAUAACAGAAGCACUGAAUCCAAGCAUUUAUACGUAUGAGGUGUCCCCAGUGUUUCUGUUAGUGGAAGAGGCGGUUCUGAAGAAAAUGAUUGAAUGUGUUGGCUGGAAAGAAGGGGAUGGAAUAUUUAACCCAGGUGGCUCAGUGUCCAAUAUGUGUGCUAUGAAUUUAGCUAGAUACAGAUAUUACCCUGAUGUUAAGGAGAAGGGUCUGUCUGGUUUGCCAAGAUUAGUCCUUUUCACAUCGGCAGAGUGUCAUUACUCCAUGAAGAAAGCAGCCUCCUUCCUUGGGAUUGGCACACAGAACGUGUACUUUGUGGAAACAGAUGGAAGAGGUAAAAUGAUACCCGAGGAGUUGGAGAAAAGAAUCUGGCAAGCAAGGAAAGAGGGGGCAGUGCCAUUUCUUGUCUGUGCCACUUCUGGUACCACUGUGCUGGGUGCCUUCGAUCCCCUGGAUGAGAUUGCUGAAAUCUGUGAGAGACACGCCCUCUGGCUCCAUGUAGAUGCCUCUUGGGGUGGUUCAGCUUUGGUGUCAAGAAAGUACCGUCAGCUCCUGCAUGGGAUCCACAGGGCUGACUCGGUGGCCUGGAACCCACACAAGAUGCUGAUGGCUGGAAUCCAGUGCUCUGCUCUACUAGUCAAGGACAAAUCUGAUCUUCUUAAGAAGUGCUACUCUGCCAAAGCGACCUACCUGUUCCAGCAGGAUAAGUUCUAUGAUGUCAGCUACGACACGGGAGACAAAUCCAUCCAGUGCAGCAGGAGACCUGAUGCCUUCAAGUUCUGGAUGACCUGGAAGGCCCUGGGCACGUUAGGACUGGAGGAGAGAGUUAACCGUGCCCUUGCCCUGUCUAGGUACCUGGUAGAUGAAAUCAAGAAAAGAGAAGGGUUCAAGUUACUGAUGGAACCUGAAUAUACCAACAUUUGCUUUUGGUACAUUCCACCCAGUCUCAGAGAGAUGGAAGAAGGACCAGAGUUCUGGGAGAAGCUCAGCUUGGUGGCCCCAGCCAUUAAGGAGAGGAUGAUGAAGAAGGGGAGUCUCAUGGUGGGCUACCAGCCCCACCGAGGGAAGGUCAACUUCUUCCGCCAAGUGGUCAUCAGCCCUCAAGUGAGCCGGGAGGACAUGGACUUCCUGCUGGACGAGAUAGAAAGCCUGGGGAGGGGUAUGUAGCCUUGUCUUUCAUUCCCCCAGAGGCACCAAUCCUGCCUUGGGGAGGGACCCAGAUCCAGUGCAUCUGGAGAUAUACUAGAUAGAUGACAAUCCUUCUGGUGAGAUUCCCGCUGCCGCCAGAAAACCAAAAUGCUAAGCAAGUAGUCCUUAAGGGUGCUUUGGCUGCCUAAUGCUACUGGUUGUGGAAUGGCGAAAGUGGAAGUAAGAAAAAAAUUAUUCCAUCAGAUAUUAUCCCCAGAAACAACCCUGAUGAGACCUUAGUCAGUGCCACGUGGAUGGAGAUUGGAUUGUAAACUCCUGUUGCUCCUUAAAGAGCAUAGAAACACAUAGCUUCGAGCUUACAGCAAUGAACCUCACAAGGUAGGCCCUGUGCCACCAGCAAAAGUGUCACCGAGGAACUCACUAAAGAUUCACGCUCUCUGCCCUACCCCACACCAGAAAUGCUGGUUCUAGUAUCCCAUGUUUUAAUAAGCCCAAUUAGUGUGUCUUAUGCACAGUGAGAUCUGAGAAACAAUGUCCAAGCCUUACCAAUGCUUUGUCAGAAAAAAGACAUGUAAGAUUCCAGUAGCCCCUCAACCAGGCUUGGAAAAAUACAAUUGUGGUGUUUCUACUACAAUGUUCAUGAUGCCUGAAAUGUCAAAGAUACACCUACAUACCCCCCCACACACACCAAUAUAGAGACUAUGCAAGAUUCUUACUACCUGAAGAUGUAUUUUUAUUUGGGUUGAAGUCCUCCCCCCACCCCAGGAGUUAAAAUGAAUCGUUAUCUAUCCUACUUUAUCUGAGUUAAAGAUUGGGGUGAAAACCACACACUGGGUAGUGUGCCCUUUUGAUCAGUGAUAACUGAGUACUAAUCUGCUUCUUCAAAAUUGCCACUGGGUAGGGAGAAAUGAUGUACGUAUGCGUGGGUCUCUGUCCCUCUUUUCGAUUUGGGAAUGCAUUUCUUAUUUUCAUUCUUGGCUUUGUAGAGAACAGAAUAAGCUGGAGUCGGAGGCUUCACAGCAUUCUCUUUCUCAAACUCUGAAAUAUCACUUAGACUUCUUCAGUGGUCUCUCUUAGCAGAGACUCUGGAAUCAGAGAACUUCCCAUGGCAGUCCCCCAUAGUUCAUGGAAGUAGAUGGUUAUAACUCUCUGUGGCCACCCUCUUAGAUUUAUUCCUAGAGGGUUUUCUAUGACUAAGACACAGACAGGAUUCAGAGAUGAGGGUGUAAAAUGAAGGCCGUGUGUAGAGAGUUUGUCCAGGUAUUGGAUUUACGAUCACCACCUCAAACUGUAUCACUAACCGAUGACAUUGUAAUUUUGAGAAACAAUGUGUACUGUGCAGCACACACUGAACAUUUUCAUUGCAGAGUGCAUGGUCUUUUGCUAGCUCCGCUCAUCAAGGAUAUUUUUCACUUCACUUUCUGAAUUACUUCAAACUCCCUGGUGGUGGGAGCUAUCUGUGCAUGAUUUGAUUCUUGUUGCCUUUUAGAAACUGUCCACAUAAAAUGCUCCUAAAACUGAUGCUUGAAGUAAGUUGUAUUCUGUGAAAUAAAGAGCCGUGUCAGCACUGUG
Messenger RNA from Mesocricetus auratus (golden hamster), 3401 nucleotides. RefSeq names its product glutamate decarboxylase like 1 (gene Gadl1). The transcript has 15 exons. Lineage: Eukaryota; Metazoa; Chordata; Mammalia; Rodentia; Cricetidae. The coding region runs from base 276 to 1847 and encodes 523 amino acids. The record is from RefSeq and is a predicted model, not a curated record. Gene Ontology annotation, biological process: carboxylic acid metabolic process. Gene Ontology annotation, cellular component: cytoplasm. Gene Ontology annotation, molecular function: carboxy-lyase activity; pyridoxal phosphate binding.